GCGGCUGUGAUUCCGCCACCGCCGUGCGCGUUUCUGUUUCUACGAGAGGUGGGCGAACGGGUGCGAGAGCGCGGGGGAGGAGUCGAGCGGUGAGCGUCCCGUGAGCGCCGCCACUUCCCCCAGGACUCCGCUGGAGCGCGGAGCCCCCUGCAGGGGAGGAGGCGAGCGGCGAGCUGGACGCAGCCGCGGGCGCUUACCAUGCAGUCGCCGCCGGGCCAGCGCCGGCUGCUCGCGGUGCUGUGAGGCGGGCGGAAUCCUCCGGCCGCCUCAUCCAGCCUUUCUCCUGCUCAGGUGCUGCCAGGCGUGCUCGCUUUCUGUCUGGCUCCCGGACCCGGGAGGAACGCACGGCCUGCCCCUGCCCUGCUCUGUCUGGAUCAUGCGGGGGGCCCCCGAGGAGGAGAGGACGAGUGACCGGCCUGCGCCGCCCAUGUUCUGGGGGCGCCUCCCUCUCUGAGACGCCCCCACCUGCUGCCAUGUGCCGCCACCACGGAUACCCAGCCUGUCGCUAAACUUUCCCGGCGCCAGCCAGGCUCUGAGUCACAUUUCCGAGUGGAGUGUCCCGGGGUCGGAGGACCCAGGCUGGCUGCGGACUAUCUGCUCCUCUCGGCGGGAUCCCGUGGAGAGUCCUUUCCCUGGAAUUGAAGCUCUAGCCGUCCCUCCCCAGCCCUAUGCACCGAGGACCUGAGCGCUGCCAGCGGAGGCAGCGCAUUCCCGAAGCAGUUUAUCUUUGGACGGAUUUCUUUAAAUAAGGAAAAAGAAACCAACAGGUUGCCAGCUCCGGCGCCACACACCGGACGCCGGAGGGGGAAGCCCGACUGGGAUUCCUCUGCCUGCGUCUGCCCCUCUCUGGCUGCUGGAGGCGAGGGGAGGAGGGGGCGAUGGCUCGGCCUGACCCGUCCGCACCGCCCUCGCUGCUGGUGCUGCUCCUGGCGCAGCUGGCGGGCCGGGCGGCAGCCGCCUCCAAAGCCCCAGUGUGCCAGGAAAUCACGGUGCCCAUGUGCCGUGGCAUCGGCUACAACCUGACGCACAUGCCCAACCAGUUCAACCACGACACGCAGGACGAGGCGGGCCUGGAGGUGCACCAGUUCUGGCCGCUGGUGGAGAUCCACUGCUCGCCCGACUUGCGCUUCUUCCUGUGCUCCAUGUACACGCCCAUCUGCCUGCCUGACUACCACAAGCCGCUGCCGCCCUGCCGCUCCGUGUGCGAGCGCGCCAAGGCCGGCUGCUCGCCGCUCAUGCGCCAGUACGGCUUCGCCUGGCCCGAGCGCAUGAGCUGCGAUCGCCUUCCGGUGCUGGGCCGCGACGCUGAGGUCCUGUGCAUGGAUUAUAACCGCAGCGAGGCCACCACGGCACCCCCCAAGCCCUUCCCAGCCAAGCCCACCCUCCCAGGCCCGCCCGGGGCGCCCGCCUCAGGGGCCGAGUGCGCCGCCGGGGGCCCGUCGGUGUGCAAGUGCCGCGAGCCUUUCGUGCCCAUCCUGAAGGAAUCACACCCGCUCUACAACAAGGUGCGGACGGGCCAGGUGCCUAACUGCGCUGUCCCCUGCUACCAGCCGUCCUUCAGCCCGGACGAGCGCACGUUCGCCACCUUCUGGAUCGGCCUGUGGUCGGUGUUGUGCUUCAUCUCCACGUCCACCACUGUGGCCACCUUCCUUAUCGACAUGGAACGUUUCCGCUACCCUGAGCGCCCCAUCAUCUUCCUGUCAGCCUGCUACCUGUGCGUGUCGCUCGGCUUCCUGGUGCGCCUGGUCGUGGGCCAUGCCAGCGUCGCCUGCAGCCGCGAGCACAGCCACAUACACUACGAGACGACAGGCCCCGCGCUGUGCACCGUCGUCUUCCUGCUGGUCUACUUCUUCGGCAUGGCUAGCUCCAUCUGGUGGGUCAUCUUGUCGCUCACCUGGUUCUUGGCUGCUGGAAUGAAGUGGGGCAACGAGGCCAUCGCUGGCUAUGCGCAGUACUUCCACCUGGCUGCAUGGCUCAUCCCCAGCGUCAAGUCCAUAACGGCGCUGGCUCUGAGCUCCGUGGAUGGGGACCCUGUGGCCGGCAUCUGCUACGUGGGCAACCAGAACCUGAACUCACUGCGCGGCUUCGUGUUGGGCCCACUGGUGCUCUACCUGCUGGUGGGCACACUCUUCCUCCUGGCGGGCUUCGUGUCGCUCUUCCGCAUCCGUAGUGUCAUCAAGCAGGGCGGCACCAAGACCGACAAGCUGGAGAAACUCAUGAUCCGCAUCGGCAUCUUCACGCUGCUCUACACGGUGCCGGCCAGCAUCGUGGUGGCCUGCUACCUGUACGAGCAGCACUACCGCGAGAGCUGGGAGGCGGCGCUCAUCUGCGCGUGCCCGGGCCCCGACGCCGGCCAGCCGCGCGCCAAGCCCGAGUACUGGGUGCUCAUGCUCAAGUACUUCAUGUGCCUCGUGGUGGGCAUCACGUCCGGCGUCUGGAUCUGGUCCGGCAAGACAGUGGAGUCCUGGCGGCGCUUCACCAGCCGCUGCUGCUGCCGCCCGCGGCGGGGACACAAGAGCGGCGGCGCGAUGACUGCGGGGGACUACUCCGAGGCGAGCGCGGCGCUCACGGGCAGGACCGGGCCUCCGGGCCCCGCCGCCGCCUACCACAAGCAGGUGUCCCUGUCGCAUGUGUAGGAGGCCGCGGCCGGCCGAGGGACCUGGGCUAGGACGCUGACGGGAGGGGAUGUUUUGUUGAUAGUUUUGCCAAGGUCACGUACGUUUACUUCAAGGUGCUGAUGCCCCCUCCCGGGGCAACGUGGAGAGAGGGAAACCGGGCGGUUUCGAGGGAAACCUGUCCCAGUUCUCAGAGGGGCUCAGCUCACGUGUAUUCUAUUUUGCGUUUCUUACUACCUUACUUAAGGGAACCCUCUUUUUAAUUUAUAUGUAUUUUUUCUUAAUUUGCAACUUUGUUGCAUUUUGGCAACAAAAUUUACUUUUGCUUUGGGGGCUUUACAAUCCUAAAGCUGGCAUUGUAAGGAAGUUCCACUUAGUUCAGGUUACUUUGAGCUGUAUGGUCUAAAUUGGGAAAAUGUUAUUUCCUAUACCUGUGUCUUUUUCAAAAAUGUGAACAGUGAAAGUUUGGGUUGCUGUGACUGGUACUAGCCUCUCCUUCCAUUGCCCACAUGCAUAGCGAGCUGCUGUUUAUGGCCCCAAGUCAUACCAAGGAGGGGGAUCAUAAUGUGGUUAGGGCCUCCCCAAAGUGACAAGGUUAGGGGAGUGCUUAGUUUUGUUUUCAUCCUUAGCUCUGUUUAGGGAGCUUUGGCUUUUUCCUUGUAGUUCUUGUAAUUAAUUAUUCUCAUUCUUAGCAGCACAAGCCAUUGUGUCUUGAAUAAGUUAAAGGUAGCAUUAUCAAGUGUCUGGUAUAAAUAUUUGCAGUGUGAGAACCUAAGGGAUGGUGAUUGAUUGAGCUUGAAUUCUAGACUGGUGAGAUGGCAGCUGUGUGCCCGGGAGGGAGUGGGUGGUUCUUAAUAGGCUUCAGUGAUCCCUACUUUUUCUUUUUAAAAAAGGAAUUUGUGUUAUAAUUUUAAUUGAAGUAUAUGCCCACUCUCUUCUUCUGGAAGUACUUAGAGAUAGUUAGGAGUUCCUUUUUAGAUGUAAGGACUAAAAUGGAUAUACUUCCAGUAAUUAAAGUAAAUUUCCUACACUUAUCUGCUCCACCCCCACCCCCCAGCUCCACCUCCUUUAUCAUGUUAAACAGUCGUUUUUGCUUUUCUUAUUCCUCUUCUCCUGGAGUGCGGUGAUUAGAAACCACAUCCACCCUUGAAUGAAGUACUUGCACUGGGGGAGGGAGGCUGGCUACCUGUGAAUAAACAUUGGCUGCACUGAGGGAAAAUAAGUGUCCCUGGACUUUGAACUAGUUUAUAGCCCAAUACUCUUAAAAGCAGCAGGACAUUGCUCUCAAAACAAAUGAGACCCCUAACCUGCUUGUGUAAGAUUUUAAAAUAUGGAUCAGUGUAGUAAUGCCAUCACAGAGACAGAAGCCCCCUUUCCCACUCCAUCUCCAUAUUUUUCUUUUCCUUCUCUUCUGUGAAGGCCUCUGUAUGUUGAUCACACACACACACAAACACUUCUUUGCUAUUAGAGAAUUGAGUUUGCUUUUCUAAUCUGUUUAACCUUUCCUUCAUUCAUGUAUGAAAGCCUAUAUAUUGAUGAAUAAUACACACAUACACACAGAGGUUUCUUUGCUAUUAGAAAAUUCUGUUUGCUUUUCUAAUCUGUUUAACCAUUCUUUCAUGAAGAGUCUGAGGCCAUUCCUGGGGGAAGGAGGAGCAGUGACAGCCAGCAAAAUACCAAGUUCGACUGGGGACUAAAUUUACAAAACUAAAAUGGCCAAAGCAAUUAAAAUUUGAGAAAACCUCCCUAGACAUUUGCACUUCAUUUAUACCAAAAUUGGGAAAAUAAAAUUUAAGCCUAGUUCAAGUUUUUGGAUAUUAAGUAGACAAAGGCGCAGAUUCCCAUAGGGAAUUUAAACACUUGCCGGUGGGUGAAACCUUCUAUUAUAGUUUUAAGGACUCUCAAAAGCUGUUCACAUUUAUAAAAAUGCACUACUCUUACACAACUUAUCCUCUGAAUCAAAACUAAAAUGUCAGUGGAUUUGACAAAGCCUAGUACACAUAGCUACAGAACUUUGUGCCUAUCUUUCUUUUCUGUUUAUUCUAGGAAGAAGCCUCUUCCUAGAAUCUUGAAAAAGAUCCCCUGUUUGAGUACCAGUUCCUCUUCUGUUUUUCAAAUGACCUUUUCUGAUGACCUUGAACUUGUCUUUCAUUUGUCUUCCCAGAAUGCCUUCAGUCAUCCUGCCUAAUUUGGGUUGCCCCCCACUUCCUUCCUUUUCUUUUGGAGAAAUCUAGAAGUGAUGGGCAGGGUACCCAAAAGUUGAGCGAUGAAGUGGAUGAAAGUGAUUUAUUUCAUGUUUUAAAAAAUUGGUUUUUCAUUUUAGCAACAUGCUAAACCUAAAAACAACAGCUAACUUGCUUAAGAAAUAAGAGUUGGAACAAAAGAUGCUAAGGCCAAGGGGAGGCAAUGUAAGGGAUGCUCUUUGGGGUCUAGUUCCAGGCCAGCUUGCAGAGGCACACUUUGUUUCAUCUCUAUUCUCAACCUUCACCUCCUUCUCUCUUCCCUCAUCCCCUAAAAAAAAAGAGACAAAGCCUACCUGUUUCCCUAAAGUCUUACUCAAGUCAGCCACCCCAGGGGAGAAAAACUGCACCUAUUUAUGGCCAUCCCCUAUUUUCAUCCAUAUACUUACUUUCCCCUGAUUUGCAUUUUAUUAUGAGAACAAACCAUACUUAGGGAAACAAUUGUAAAAUGAAAGGUUAUUGGGUAGUUCAGCAGCUUUUUCACAGCUAGCCUUAAAUUGGGGAGGACUUCAGGCCCAGUCUAGUCUUUUAGGUACAGCUUCAGGAUGUCCCGUGCACAGUUCAGUGUCAAGCAAUGUCUGCAUAUAUUUGGGGGUUAGUAUACAGAUAGGUAUCUCAAAAACUACUGAGACCGCUCAGUGAGUCCAGAUUUUGGAAAGUCGUUUAAAUUUAUAUUCUUUCCCUCCUCACAUUUCGAACUUGUCUAAAUUGGCUGGAAAUAAUUUUUCUUGGUGCCUUAUUGGUUUAUCCUUGCAAACCUUUGUCAGAUUUUCACAUGACCAUUACCAGUGAUCAGGGCCUGUGCGUAUGUGUCGUGUGUAAUUGUGUGCAAGUACAAGCUUAAAUAACGUGCCGACAGCACUGUUUCAAAAUUGGUAUUCAUUAGGCUGUUCCCUCCUGGGCCAGGGCUGCACUAAUCCUGACACUGGCUGCCAGGAGACAACCUCAUGGAUCACACACCAAACCUUAACAGCAGCAUCCCUGACCCGUACUCUCCAGCACAGAAUGGAACCCCAGAGCUAGGAAACAGAGUUGUAUAUUUUAAUGAACUGCUACCCCUGCUAAAGCAGCUUCUUUCCCUUUUGUGCUCUACAGAAAGACCAAAGGGGGGCGGGAGGGACAAAGCUUUGAAUAACUGCUUUCUAACACUGAAUGUGGCAAACAGACAGAGAACAUCACAAAUGUAGGCAGAUGUGCGGGACAGUGGCUCAGAAUCGCCUGCUCCCUCUGCAUGCCCUUUCUUGUCUCCAAAGUCCAAUCAAGUGAUCCUGGGAAAGAAAUCUGCCUGGGUUAGGGAGGAUGGUUCUGGAGGAAAACAUUACCAAGACAUUAAAGAAGGAAGAAAGGUAGGCAGGAUCUAAGUAACCUGACUCAAAAUUCUUUAAAGCUUCUAGCAGCUUGAUGUCAAUUGCAGGAUUUAUUUCCGCCAGGAUAAUGUCUUGUUUGUGCCACAUCAUUUUAAGACAAUAUUACUUCAUGUUGUUACAAACUGUAUAGUAUGUAUGUUUUGUGGAGGUGUGUAUACAUAAUAUAUAUUAUAUAUAUGAGAAAUUUAGUGACUUUUGAUACGGGUCUGGUGCAGGUGAAUUUAUUACUGAGCCAAAUGAGGCACAUAACGAGUCAAUAGUUCAAGUCCAGGGCAUUCAGUACUUUGUAUGAUUUCUGUAUAUGUGUAGUGCCUGUCCCAUGCAGUAUAGUCACUAUCACAUUAAAUCCAGAACUUAGAAAUCAGAACCAGCGACAUUUUAUUUGUAGACAAUCAACUUGAAUCUAUAAAUUAUUACUGGCAGAUUGAUUAUAAAUCUGAACCCAUAACACUAACAAAAGCAAACCCAGAGCAUCAGCUACUCGGGAGGCUUAGGCAAGAGAAUGGCUUAAUCCCAGGAGUUGGAGGUUGCUGUGAGCUGUGUGAGGCCACGGCACUCUACCGAGGGCCAUAAAGUGAGACUCUGUCUCUACAAAAAAAAAAAAAAAAAUACAAACCCAGAGCAUCUUGAUAAGAAGUUUUUGUUUUUGUUUUGUUCCUGGGAGUCAGUAGAACAGCAGUUAUAUGUGGUUAUGUUAGUCUCAAGAUACUUAAUUUGUUGACAUUAUUUCAGAAAAAAUUUGUAUGUAUUAUAUUUGUGGGAAGGUAAAAUAAUAAUGGUUUGAGAUUUUUAUCAAAUAUGGAGAUUGGUUAUUUAUGAAAAACAAAGAAAUGUCUAUUUUUGUUUCUUUGUUCCCAAUUAAUGUAGAUAAAUUUUAAAAUGCAUUAAAGCAAUGGUAAAGAAAAUAAAAAGAUGCCGUA
Nycticebus coucang (slow loris) is the source of this 7142-nucleotide messenger RNA. RefSeq names its product frizzled class receptor 5 (gene FZD5). The record is from RefSeq and is a predicted model, not a curated record. Gene Ontology annotation, biological process: canonical Wnt signaling pathway; non-canonical Wnt signaling pathway. Gene Ontology annotation, cellular component: plasma membrane. Gene Ontology annotation, molecular function: Wnt-protein binding; Wnt receptor activity. NCBI's taxonomy places the organism in Eukaryota, Metazoa, Chordata, Mammalia, Primates, Lorisidae. The coding region runs from base 879 to 2636 and encodes 585 amino acids. The transcript is spliced from 2 exons.